This is a messenger RNA of Monosiga brevicollis MX1, 4308 nucleotides long. RefSeq lists its product as uncharacterized. Bases 1 to 4308 code for a protein of 1435 amino acids. The transcript is spliced from 4 exons. Lineage: Eukaryota; Choanoflagellata; Craspedida; Salpingoecidae. The record is from RefSeq and is a predicted model, not a curated record.
AUGGAGGCUGCUCGUCAACAGCAUCACCAGCGGCAGGCAGAUGUGGCCGCAAAAGCAGCCGCUGAAGCCGCUCAAGCAGCUGCUGAAGCCGCUCAAGCUGCAGCCACUCAAGCUAAAGCUGUUGAGACCGAGCCGUCUGUUGAAACAGAUCCUGCCACGAACAACUCGCCAUCCAAAACACGGGCUGAGGCCCUGAAGCGCAAGCGAGAAGAAUUGCUGCGGCAAAUGGCCGAACUAGAGGCUCUCGAGUCGGAGGAUCCUGCGCCAGACGCACUCGAGUCAGACGACUCGGAAACAAAUUCGCCCGCGCCAGUCGGCCUCGAGACGAAGCCCAUCCAAUCAGAGGAUACAGCGUCCUCACACACUCUACCUCUCAAACCCGAGCCGCUCGAUGCGACUGAUGCACAACCGCAGGCAUCGGAACCUAGCCCGGACAAACUCGGGGCAGAAGAGCCUAUUGAAACCACACAGGAUUCUGUUCGGCCAACUGCUCCCAGCUCGAGUGAGCCCACAUCACAGUCUGUGCCCAAACAGGCAGCGGUGCCCGAACCGGCAGCUGUGUCUAAACAAGUUGUGGCGGAGCAGACUGUCUCAGAACCGGAUGAGCAGGUGGCGCCCAAGCUGGCCGAGUCCAUGACCAUGCCAAGCGAGCUUGAGGCUCCCAAACGAGAGCCAACGGGGGACUCUGUGGCUGCGCCGAUGCACACCGACACAAAAGCUGAGACCAAACAAGCCAGUGAUCCCCCAACCCUCACAACAAGUUCUGUCACCCCCUCUGUGGUAGCCGCACACCAAUCGAGGGGGAUGGAGCAAGGCGGGGCCAAUCGUGAGACGACACUUCGAGAGGCCUUGGUCGAGCAAACUACUGAGAGCACCGAAGCCGAAGCCUCUCUGAAGGCACUCGUACACGAGGCAGAGUCCCUGGAGGAAGAGCUUCCGACAGCUUUGUCUCAAGAAGCGACAGGUCACAGUGCUCAGGACCCUGCCCCCACACUUGCGGAAGCGCGGCCCACCGAUGAUGCUGCAAAUCAAGAUGAGCUCUCCGUUCAGAAUACAGAAAACGCCAAACUUGGACCAGGCGAAACUGCACCCACACUCGCGCCAACGCCUGACGAUGCCGCACCUGUGCCUCGGGCCAGCGACACCGAGCCACAAGGCAUGGCAGAGCAGAGCUCAUCAGACCAGUCAACAGAGGCUGAUGUAUCUUUGCUCGAAGCACCCGAAAUCUCGAUGCAAGAGAUCCCUCCGGUGGAGCGCGUGGACUCUCCCCCUGAACUGCCUGAACCCACCUUCAACUCGCGCCGCGUGGAGACAGAGGCCACGGUUGUAAGAAAUAUCGCUCGCCGUGCACCAGGAGAAGGACGAGAGGAUUCGAGCCUGAACCUCGAAUCACAACAUGCAGAAGCAGUGUCUCCUGAAGCGACUCGCCAGGAACCCUCUGUGUCGACUAAAGACAAUGUUGUAAAGUCUGUUGAGUCGGAGGACCAGCGCAACUCUCGCGAGGCACAACUGCCCGAGCCGGCCUCGGAAAUGCCAGAGCUUCCUUCAGAGCAGAUUGAGCAAGAGACUGAACCCGAUCACAACGCAGACCCCAAUCAUGACAAAGACACUGCGGACAUUGCAGCUGCCGAAGAGACAGAAGAUUGGGAGGAAGUGGAACGGGCGGAGGAGCCUGAAGAACCGGUCGCACCAGAAGAUUCGAGGGAUUCGGAAGAGUUGGCAUCCGAAGUUGCCGAACCGGAGCCUAAAAGUGUGCAAGAAAUUGUCGAAGAACAGCUGGAUCAGGAACGUGAGAACCUGCUGGCAAGCCUUCAAGACAAGUAUCCCCACGAUUGUCAGAAGUGGGCACGCCGAUCCGGCUGUCGUCGUAAUGCGCGCUGGAUGAAGAACAAUUGUGCCCGCAGCUGUGUUGCCCAAGAGUUUGACGAUGGCUUGCAAGCCCGCCGUGCGGAGCUCUAUGAAUUGGUCGAGGCGGAAAUGUUUCGCGAGGAAGAAGAAGACGUCAAUACCGCCCAUGCGGAGGAACCUUUGCAACCAGAUCAUGCCCCGGAUCACGGUGGAGCCGACCAUGCCUCUGCCCAUGCGACCAUGGCUCCUGCUUCAGAGACUGAGGCACAUCAGCUCGAAGCCGCGCAGGAUCCCCACCGGGUACCGACAGCAAACCCAAUGGGACAAGAGCCAUCACAACCAGAGCAGGCAUUGAAGUCAGAAUCAGAGCCACAAUUGGACUUGGACCCGAACUCAGAGCUCCAACAAGCCCACCAUAGCUCCGAACCAGUGCCAGAACCAGAACCAGAAUCCGAUCCGGAACCAGAAUUACAACAAGCACACCACAAUUCCGAACCAGAAACAAAGCAAGAGCCCGUGCCGGAGCCUGUUGAAGCAGCAGCGUCGUUGCUCGAGCCUGCUCCCGAUACGCACCAUGAAUCAGAGCCUGAGCCUGAGACUGCACAAAAGGAAGAGCCACAUGAUGUGACCAAGUCUUCAGCCGACCGUCAAAAUGAGCCAAAGCAGCAAAUCCACGAGCACAUCCACGAGCACACGACGCUUCCACCUGCAACGGCGUCGAGUUCAGAUGUAAUUCACGACGCGGAGAAUGGUGACACGGCUCGCAAUCAAGAAGAAGACUCGGGGGCAAACCCAGAACUUCGAGCCUCGCCAUUUACUCGCCAGCGUGCCCCACCCAUGCCACGUGCACCAUCUAGGUGUAAGGACCCGUUGUCCAUUGCGCGCUUAUUUGGGUCGUCGACCCUUGCAGGCGUCGAUUUGGAUGAGCUAGCACGGACCGUGGCGGCCGCUACGCCGUGGGCCGACGACGAUUGCCCAACCACCCUUGCCGUGGCCGUAUCAGCCUUUGCUGCAGCCACCGUUUGGAUGUUCACCGCCUCAUGGUGUUGCUGCUGUGGCAGUAGCGGAGGCUCCACCUCUAAGAUGGCUGCCAUUACCAAAGCACACACCGAGCUGAAAUCAGAACGCGAUCGCUUGGCUGAUCAAGCUCGUCUUGCGCGCGAAGCACAGGAUCAGGUGGAAGGCCAGUUGUCGCAGGUCAAAGCCCAGAACAAGUCACUCAAGGGCGAAAUCCAGGAGCUGCAGCAGGAGGCCAAGCGGCUGCAGGCCACGGUGGACAAGCAAGCACGCGCUCUGCAAUCAGCGCCCGGGCCAGAGGCCCCAACGCUGGUGCGCAAGCUUCAACGUCAUGCAUCCGACAGCCAGCUGGCGACGGAGGAGCUGCAAAAGCGUGUGGAUGUGCUACAGAAGGAGAAAGAAGAGGCUCUGACGGCGGUCAAUGCAUGGCAGCAAAGCUACGCGCAAUACGAGGAGUAUGCCAAGUCGCUGCAGGCUCACGCAGAGGCGCUUCAGCAACAACUGCAGCAGCAACAGCAGCAGCAGGCGCAAAGCGCCGAGGCCGACGCAGGCGCUGCCGACUCGGCACCAACAUCGGCAGCUGUGGAUGAGCUACGUCGCACGCUGUCAGCACGCGACCAGGAGGUGACUGAUCUGCGUUCCAUGCUGGCUACGGCCGCGCCGGAUGCCGAGGAGACAUCGCAAAAGCUGGAAAAGUCGACGGCGCGGGUCGCUGCGUUGACAGAGCGCUGCGACUCUCUCAAAGUUCAGCUCGAGCAGAAGGACAUGGCCUUGACUGCGCUGCGAGACCGUGUGGAGCGCCUGCAGGCAGCUGUCGAUGCCGGCAGCGGCGGCAGCGCCGGUACACAGGUCAAAAUGCUGACGCACCAGCUGGAAGAAGCCGAGCGCCGCCAGCUGGAUCUUGUGCAAGGCCGCGAAGAGAAGAUUCGCACCAUCAAGGAAUUAUAUGAAGAGAGGGCGCGCAAAGCUGAGGAGCAGCUGCUCGAAGCGCGUCAACGCAUCAAAGCCAUGGAGGCGGAUAUGUUGCGGGUUCCUUCGCCGACAGCUGAUAGCAGCGCUAUGCGCCAAAUCGAAGAACUCCAGCGCCAGCUUCAGGAGGCGUGUGCAGCCCGGGACAAGACCGAAGUGCAGCUUCACCGAGCCCGCGAGAAGCUGGUUGCACAGGCCGACCAGAACGCCCACCUAAUCCAGCUGUCAAUGCUUUCAGGUCACAAGCCCAAAAAUCACCUCAGCAUCAAUCGGCGCAAAGCAACACAAGUUCGACGCGAAGCACCCCCCGAAGCGGCGCCGACGCCAAGCACGGCUGCGGAAAAGAAAAAGUAUGACCACGUUGAAUCAAAAGUGGCGGCUUUCACCAAGGUACACACACCGGGCUGCCGCUGCUUCUCCAUGGAAGUUUCUGCUUUGAUCUGCCUCGUCUUGCCGGAUUAUUUGUGGUACUGA